CACGAUACUACCUCCACCGUCAUUCCACUUCCCUGGCUUCUCUUCUCUAACUUACCUUUCCUUCCCGCUCGCCGGUUCACCCUAUAGGGACACAGACGUAUCUCCGCCUUGAGGCUUGGGGUGGUGCACAAUUCGAUCACUCGACGCCACACCUGCAACAUGCCUCGGUGGAAGCUCAGUAAACAGUGCUCAGAUAAAGACCUGCCAGGCAGCAGCGGUGGUUCUGGUGCACCAUCCGAUAGCCCCAUUGCCCACUCUACAGCCAUCGCCUCUCUCCGAGCUGUCAGCGGCGGCUCUCCGGACCCGAUGAAGGGUGCAGCACACCCUCAAGUCCCCGAUCCUGAGGCGAUCCGCAAGCUAGCGAAACAGCACGCCGAGUUCGGGCCCCUCGGCGAUCCGUCGCAUCUCUACACCAGCGAACACCCGGGAGGAGAGAUCCCCGAUCCAGUCAUCGACGAGCCUCCGUACUUCUUCGUCUUGACCACCUACGUCAGCUUCCUUGUUCUCAUCUUCCUUGGUCAUUUCCACGAUUUUUGGGCGCAGUGGUCUCGGUCUCACUCAUACCGACACCUCAAGCCCCAGGAUGGAUACGCUUCGUUGUACAGUGACUUUGAGAGCUUCUACACGCGUCGAUUGAAACAGAGGAUCAACGAUUGCUUCGAGCGGCCGAUCACCGGGGUUCCCGGUAGGCAUGUCACCCUCCUCGACCGGACCACCGAGGAUAACCUUCAUUUCAGCCUCACGGGCACGACGACCGACACUCUGAAUCUCAGUUCUUACAAUUAUCUCGGCUUUGCGCAGUCGGAGGGCCCUUGCACCGAUUAUGCGGAAGAGACGAUCCGAAAGGAAGGUAUCUCUAUCGCGGGUACCCCUGAUGCGGGAAUCACCAAGCUGCAUGCUGAGGUCGAGGAUCAAAUCGCCCGGUUCGUGGGCAAGGAGUCCGCUAUGGUGUUCUCAAUGGGUUUCGUGACCAACGCUACAAUCUUCCCGGCUAUCAUGGAAAAAGGAUGUUUGAUUCUGUCCGAUGAGCUCAAUCAUGCGUCUAUCCGGUUCGGUGCCCGUCUCUCGGGAGCAGCUAUCCAGGUCUUUGCGCAUAACAAUAUGGCAGACCUCGAGAAGCGCUUGAGAGAAGCGAUCUCGCAAGGUCAGCCGCGCACCCACCGUCCUUGGAAGAAAAUCCUUGUUACCGUAGAGGGUCUGUUCUCGAUGGAGGGCACUAUGUGUAACUUGCCCAGAAUCUUGGAGCUGAAGAAGAAGUACAAGUUCCACCUGUUCGUUGACGAGGCUCACUCCAUCGGGGCUGUUGGGCGCCGCGGACGCGGAGUCUGCGAUUACUUCAGGGUCGACCCUGCAGAGGUCGAAAUCCUCAUGGGCACUUUCACUAAAUCAUUCGGAGCCAAUGGUGGUUACAUCGCUGCUGAUAAGGCAAUCAUCGACAAAGUGCGCUGCAUCAAUGCCGGUCAGAUCUUCGGUGAAGCCCCGUCGCUGCCUGUCCUGGCGCAGAUCUAUUCCUCGCUACGACUGAUUGCUGAUGAGGACCCGCUGCACCCGGGUGAGGGACGGGAGCGCAUGCAGCGUCUAGCAUUCAACUCGCGCUAUCUACGACUCGGACUGAAGCGGCUCGGGUUCAUUGUUUACGGGCAUGACGACUCGCCCAUCGUGCCCCUGAUGCUGUACAACCCCGCCAAGAUGCCCGCGUUCUCGCGGGAGAUGCUUCGUCGGAAGAUCUCCGUGGUCGUGGUGACCUACCCUGCUACGCCUCUGGAGCUUUCCCGUGCCCGACUGUGCGUGUCGGCUGCGCACACCAAAGAUGAUCUCGAUCGCAUUCUGCAGGUGUGCGACGAGAUCGGAGACGCCCUCGAGCUCAAGUUUUCUUCCGGGGUCGCCGGCGGCUUGAAAGAGCCGCUCUCUUCGGAAGAGAGACCCAAUGGCGGUCACAAGGCUAUUGAGCCUCCCCGCUGGACCCUCGAGGAAGUCAUCGAGAGAGGCACGCGAGACGCUAAGCUGCCCUUCUACUAGAGGGUGCUGCUGACUCGGACUUUGAAUCUGUAUGAUGUGAUGGAAGACAGAACACCGUCUUUUGUCUUUUGUAUAAUGCCGCAUGACCCCCUCCUGUCUUUGUUUUCGCUAUCGAUACAGGCUUCGACAUAGCUGAUGCCUGCGAUCU
This is a messenger RNA of Aspergillus homomorphus CBS 101889, 2167 nucleotides long. Its product is annotated as putative serine palmitoyltransferase 1. Gene Ontology annotation, biological process: ceramide biosynthetic process; sphingosine biosynthetic process. The transcript has a single exon. Gene Ontology annotation, molecular function: serine C-palmitoyltransferase activity; pyridoxal phosphate binding. The coding region runs from base 160 to 2019 and encodes 619 amino acids. The record is from RefSeq and is a predicted model, not a curated record. Lineage: Eukaryota; Fungi; Ascomycota; Eurotiomycetes; Eurotiales; Aspergillaceae. Gene Ontology annotation, cellular component: serine palmitoyltransferase complex.